This is a messenger RNA of Clupea harengus (Atlantic herring), 2288 nucleotides long. It is a transcript of the gene itpkca, whose product is annotated as inositol-trisphosphate 3-kinase Ca. Gene Ontology annotation, molecular function: inositol hexakisphosphate kinase activity. Gene Ontology annotation, cellular component: cytoplasm; nucleus. Gene Ontology annotation, biological process: inositol phosphate biosynthetic process; phosphatidylinositol phosphate biosynthetic process. The record is from RefSeq and is a predicted model, not a curated record. NCBI's taxonomy places the organism in Eukaryota, Metazoa, Chordata, Actinopteri, Clupeiformes, Clupeidae.
GGGCGAGCCCCGACCAUUUUAUAUACCCUCAAAUAGCUAACCUGAGAUUCUGGCCUCAUCCUGAAUAUUAAAACUAACCACAAUUAAAGACGACAGUCAGUUGCCCAAUAGUGUAUGAGAUUCUUAGACGAGAAAACUGCGAAAAACCAGAUGACAAAGACGCCCGUUACUCAAGCCCCUUUUCAGAGCAUGGGGGAGAACAAUCACGGCUCUCUCAAUGAACUCGUGGAACCCGUGACCCGAUUGAAACAACAAAACGUUAGGUGCUCCUCGGUGCCUGCCGGGCAUGUAACCGGAGUUGUCCCUCAGUUAGUGGUGACAUGUGAACCAACCCCCAGUCGAGCUGAGUACAAGACCACAAGGACUAACGCCCUAUCGUUUUGCUCACACCCCGACGAGGAGUCCGUUUGUUCUGACAGUGGAAUUGGCGGGUCGCCCGCUCCAUCUCUCUUUUAUCGCAAGUUGUCAAAUUCCUCCUCAGCUGUGUUGUCACCUGCUUCGUCUUUUGAGGAAUACGAUGAAGAUUUCAGUGAACCUUGCCCCACAGUGACGCACAGCAGUCAGGCAGACGUCGGUUCAGACGCCAAGAAUGAGCUGCUGAAGCCCGGAGCCAUGGUGAACUCCUCUCCGCUCCCAGGACCCCUCAGGACGGGCUCCCCGUGGGUGCAGGUGGUGGGCCACGCAGGAAACUUCCGGACUGGACCUGACGGGAAGCUGCUGAAGAAGUACUGCGAGUCUGAGCAGCGGUGUCUGCAGAAGCUCAUGGGCGACUCGCUGAGGCCUUACGUGCCCAGUUACUAUGGCGUCACUCGGCACGACCAGCAGGACUACAACACCAUGGACAACCUCCUGGCCGGCUUUGACUCCCCCUGCAUCAUGGACUGCAAGAUGGGUACCAGGACAUACUUGGAAGAUGACUUGCGGAAGGCCAGAGAGUCUCCUCAGCCCCGUAAGGACAUGUAUGAGAAGAUGGUAGCCGUGGACCCCGGGGCCCCGCACCCCGAGGAGCACGCCCAGCAGGCGGUGCUGAAGACCAGGUACAUGCAGUGGAGAGAGAGCCUCAGCUCCACCGACACCCUCGGCUUCCGCAUCGAGGGCAUCCAGAAGGCAAAUGGUACGUGUAACACCAACUUCAAGAAGACCAAAUGCAACGAGCAAGUGGUCCAGGCCCUCGAGGACUUUGUGGACAAGAGUGUCCCCAUUCUGAGGAGUUACCAGAAGCGACUGAAAGAGAUACGGCUGGUGCUUGAGAACUCCGACUUCUUCAGGGCGCACGAGGUGGUGGGUAGUUCCCUGCUGUUCAUACACGACCGGACGGGCAAAGCUGGCGUGUGGAUGAUCGACUUCGGAAAGACGUUGCCCACGCCCCCGCCGCUCACCUUGGACCACAGGACACCAUGGGUAGAGGGCAACCGAGAGGAUGGAUACCUGUGGGGCUUGGACAAUUUCAUUGACAUCCUGACCAACAUCCUGUCUGUACUUUUAGAGUGAAAAGUAUCAAGGUGUUUUCCUUCCCCAAUGGGGGGGGUCUAUGUAAAAGAUGUUUUGGACCAUGAAGCCUUUUUUAUAGCACAGACUGUUAAAUAUGGUGCAGUCCAUAAUGUGAGUCUAUGGAAAGUCCUUUGUUGUUACUCAAAAUGGAUGUAGUGUUUUGUUGAAAAUACUCAUAAUGCGUUGUGACACAAAGUGUAGCCCCUCAAUACUUCACAAGGAAUUGCAUUUAUAUGAUUUGUAAGAGAUAAAUGCAAAUUAUUUUGGCUACUUCUAGUGGCUUAUCCUAGUCCACCUGACCAUUUUAUCUCUGGAUUUCUACUUUGUUAAUAUUCAAAUAAUGGACGUGCAAAAGGGCUGUGAGAAGUAAAUAUAUAAUUUCUUGACAUGCAACCAAAAACUGUGACCAUUUAUGCAAAUUAAUAAUGCUAUAACUAUUGUUUCUUUGUAUAUACUUUUACAUUAGUCUAGGGUUAUGUGUGUGUGUGUGUGUGUGUGUGUAUAUAUUUGGUAGGUGGAUUGAAUUUUGCCUGUGAACAUUCCAGCUUCGUUUGUUUUUCGCAUUCCUAAGGUAUGAUGUAUACAUUUGAGCUGGGUAGUUUGACUUGAUUCAUAUCUGUGUUCAUACGGACAUUUCUUUUAAAAUACUGCUGGUAGUACUCCUGUAUUUUUUUUCUUAAUCUUUGAUGUCUGAGAUGCUAUGACCAGAUCAAAAGCACAAGAGUUUUACACAGUGGAUUUGACAUGGUGUUGACUACUGUAUCAACUCAAUAAAUAUCCACAAAGAUGUGAGUUGA